Coniosporium apollinis CBS 100218 is the source of this 270-nucleotide messenger RNA. RefSeq lists its product as uncharacterized. Gene Ontology annotation, cellular component: mitochondrial inner membrane. The record is from RefSeq and is a predicted model, not a curated record. Gene Ontology annotation, biological process: mitochondrial respiratory chain complex IV assembly. NCBI's taxonomy places the organism in Eukaryota, Fungi, Ascomycota, Dothideomycetes. Bases 1 to 270 code for a protein of 89 amino acids. The transcript has 3 exons.
AUGCCCAUCCCCCGCUCGUCCUACUACGACCGAGACUACAAACAAUCGCCAGCCCUGAUCCGCGCUCGCCAACCGUACCUAGUCAAGAACAUCGUAACCGGGGCCGCGAUAUUCGGCUUCGCGAUAGGAGUCUAUGCAUUCACCAUUCGAGCCGUGGCGCAAGACGAGUUCGAGGAUGUCAUAGUGCCGGACAAGCCGGUCCAGCCUGCACAUGCGCCGAACGCGGAGGGCAACAAUCGGACGUUGGGGAGUGCGCCGUUGAGCAGAUGA